AUGCAGCAACCCGAAGAAGGCAUCAUUGCGGUGGAAAAGAUCCCCGACGAGAUGAUCGCAAGCCCUGAAACUCUUCAUGAAGACUUCAACGAGGUCGAAAAGCACGACCCUACCUUUGAUUCCGGAUCUACUCUCUCGGCCAUUGCGCCCAAGGAUGAUGGAAAAGACGGAGAUAAGAAUGCAAGCAAGACCGCUCUGACUUUAGAUGACGAUGCGAUCUUUGCGCAUUUACCUGAACACGAGAAGGAGAUUCUCAAGAAGCAGUUGGAUGCACCCAAUGUCAAGAUCUCUUUCUUUGGACUCUACCGAUAUUCUUCGAGGAUGGAUCUGCUCAUUCUCGUGGUCAGCGCGAUCUGCGCCAUCGCUGCGGGUGCUGCUCUACCUCUGUUCACUAUUCUCUUUGGUUCCUUGACCACAUCUUUUUCAGGAAUCGAGUAUGGUACCACUCCUUAUAACGUAUUCUACCACGACCUCACCAAGAACGUUCUGUAUUUCAUCUACCUCGGUAUUGCCGAGUUCAUCACCGUUUAUAUUAGCACCGUCGGCUUCAUCUACACUGGCGAGCACAUCACUCAGAAGAUUCGUGAGCACUACCUGGAGGCCAUUCUGCGCCAAAAUAUCGCCUAUUUCGAUAAGCUGGGUGCCGGUGAGGUGACCACCCGUAUCACUGCCGACACCAACCUGAUCCAGGACGGUAUCUCAGAAAAGGUUGGCCUGACCUUGACCGCCAUGGCCACGUUCGUCACUGCAUUUAUUGUGGCGUACGUGAAGUAUGCUCGUCUGGCUGGUAUCUGUACCUCUACCAUUGUGGCGCUGGUCGUCAUUAUGGGUGGUGGAUCCCGCUUCAUUAUCAAGUACGGCAAGAUGUCUCUCGAUGCCUACGGUGCUGGUGGCACUGUCGCCGAAGAGGUUAUUAGCUCGAUUCGCAAUGCGACUGCCUUUGGCACGCAGGAUAAGCUGGCCAAGCAGUACGAGGCGCAUCUGCGCAUAGCUGAACGGUGGGGAAUGCGCCUGCAGAUGGCUCUCGGUGUCAUGGUUGGUGCCAUGUUUGGCAUCAUGUUCUUAAACUACGGCCUGGGCUUCUGGAUGGGAUCCAGGUUUCUAGUUCAGGACAAGGUCAAUGUCGGCCAAGUCUUGACUAUUCUGAUGGCAAUUCUCAUUGGCUCUUUCAGCUUGGGCAACGUCAGCCCCAACGGACAGGCUUUCACCAACGCCGUGGCUGCUGCCGCCAAGAUCUUCAGCACCAUCGACCGCGUCUCGCCGGUGGAUCCUACUACCGAUGAGGGUCUCACCCUUGAACAUGUCGCUGGUGAUAUUGAGUUCAAGAAUGUCAAGCACAUCUAUCCUUCCCGUCCGGAAGUCACUGUCAUGAAGGAUGUCUCGUUGAAGAUCCCUGCUGGUAAGACCACUGCCCUUGUCGGACCCUCGGGUUCUGGAAAGAGUACCGUGGUCGGCCUGGUCGAGCGAUUCUAUCUUCCCGUUGGUGGCAAUAUCUACCUGGACGGCCACGACAUCCAGGACCUGAACCUGCGCUGGCUGCGUCACCAGAUCUCUCUGGUCAGCCAGGAGCCGGUUCUGUUUGGCACCACUAUCUACGCGAACAUCCGCCACGGUCUUAUCGGAACCCGCUUCGAGAAUGAGCCCGAGGAACGCAUUCAAGAGCUGAUCGAGAAUGCCGCCAAGAUGGCCAAUGCCCAUGAAUUCAUCGUUACUCUUCCUGAGGGCUACGAGACAAAUGUCGGCCAGCGCGGUUUCUUGCUUUCUGGUGGCCAGAAGCAGCGUAUUGCCAUUGCCCGUGCUGUCGUGUCUGACCCCAAGAUUCUUCUGCUGGAUGAGGCUACUUCCGCUCUGGACACCAAGUCCGAGGGAGUUGUCCAGGCUGCUCUGGAUCGCGCUGCCGAAGGUCGUACUACCAUUGUCAUUGCUCAUCGUUUGUCCACUAUCAAGUCUGCUCACAACAUCGUCGUUUUUGUCAACGGUGGCAUUGUUGAACAGGGUACUCAUGAUGCCUUGCUUGAAACCAAUGGCGCUUACUCCAAACUCGUCGAGGCUCAGCGCAUUAACGAGGAGAAGGAGGCCGAUGCUCUCGUGGAUGAGGACGACUCUGACUCUGACGAGGCGCUCGAGAAGAGCCAUGUCGCUCGCGUUCAGUCCGUUGCCAGUGCUGCCACUCUGUCGAAGAGCGAGGAGGGCGCUCGCGCCUCUGGGCUCUUCGAGGAGGAUAUCCGCCGCGCCGAUUCCCGCAAGUCUGUAUCGAGUGUCAUCCUGCAGAAGCGGGCCGGCGACCCCAAACCCAAGUACUCUCUCUGGACCUUGAUCAAAUUCAUUGCCUCCUUCAACAAGGAGGAAUGGAAGUUUUUGGUCCUGGGUUUGUGCUUCUCCAUCCUUGCCGGUGGUGGCCAACCCACUCAGGCUUUCUUGUAUGCCAAAGCCAUCAGCGCUCUCUCUCUGCCGAGAGACCAAUGGGCUAAGCUUCGGUCUGACGCCAACUUCUGGUCAUUGAUGUUCUUCGUGGUUGGUAUCGUCCAGUUCAUCACCUUCUCCGUUCAUGGCAUUGCUUUCGCCUACUGCUCCGAGCGUCUCAUCCGCAAGGCGCGUAGCAAGGCCUUCCGCACUAUGCUUCGCCAGGAUAUCAACUUCUUCGACAAGGAGGAAAACAGCACUGGUGCUUUGACUUCUUUCCUCUCGACCGAGACCAAGCACCUUUCUGGUAUCAGCGGACAGACUCUUGGAACUAUCCUUAUGACCUCGACCACCCUGCUCGCGGCCAUUAUUAUCUCGCUUUCUUUUGGAUGGAAAUUGGCUCUUGUCUGUAUUUCCGUUGUCCCCGUUCUUCUCGCUUGCGGUUUCUACCGGUUCUACAUGCUUGCCGCCUUCCAGUCGCGCUCCAAGCUCGCCUACGAGGGCUCUGCCAGUUAUGCUUGCGAGGCCACCUCCGCUAUCCGCACCGUUGCAUCCCUUACCCGUGAGGAUGACGUGUGGGGUGUGUACCAUGGCCAGCUGGAAGGCCAGGGCCGCGCAAGUCUCAUCUCGGUCUUCAAGUCGUCCCUGUUAUAUGCUAUGUCCCAGGCCUUGGUUUUCUUCUGUGUUGCCCUCGGCUUCUGGUACGGUGGUACACUCCUUGGUCACCACGAGUACAACAUGUUCCAAUUCUUUGUCUGCUUCAGCGAGAUUUUGUUCGGUGCUCAGUCCGCCGGAACUGUGUUCUCCUUCUCGCCCGAUAUGGGCAAGGCCAAGAACGCUGCCAACGAGUUCCGCAAGCUGUUUGACCGCCGCCCCGUCAUCGACACCUGGUCCACCGAGGGUGCAAACGUCGAGCACAUGGAGGGCGAGGUUGAGUUCAAAGAUGUCCACUUCCGCUACCCCACUCGCCCUGAGCAGCCUGUCCUUCGCGGUCUGAACCUCAGUGUCAAGCCUGGACAGUACAUCGCGCUGGUCGGACCUAGUGGAUGCGGAAAGAGUACGACCAUUGCACUCCUUGAACGUUUCUACGACGCCCUCUCUGGUGGCGUGUACGUGGAUGCCCACAACAUUGCCGAUCUGAACCUCAACUCCUACCGCAGCCACCUGGCACUGGUUAGCCAGGAGCCCACUCUGUACCAGGGUACCAUCAAGGACAACAUUCUGCUCGGUAUCGACGCAGACGACGUCCCCGAAGACGAGCUGAUCAAGGUCUGCAAAGACGCCAACAUCUACGACUUCAUCAUGUCCCUCCCCGAAGGCUUCCACACCGUCGUUGGUAGCAAGGGAGGCAUGUUGUCAGGUGGUCAAAAGCAGCGUGUGGCUAUCGCCCGCGCUCUCCUGCGCAACCCCAAGGUCCUCCUCCUGGAUGAGGCCACCUCGGCCCUCGACUCCGAGUCCGAGAAGGUUGUCCAGGCUGCUCUGGAUGCCGCUGCCCGUGGCCGCACCACCAUCGCCGUGGCCCACCGUCUGAGCACGAUCCAAAAGGCCGAUAUCAUCUACGUGUUCGACCAGGGCAAGAUCGUCGAGAGUGGCACGCAUACCGAGCUGCUGCGCAACAAGGGCCGUUACUACGAGCUCGUCAACCUGCAGACUCUGGGCAGGACUCACUAA
Messenger RNA from Penicillium cinerascens, 4074 nucleotides. RefSeq names its product ABC multidrug transporter Mdr1 (gene mdr1). Gene Ontology annotation, cellular component: membrane. The coding region runs from base 1 to 4074 and encodes 1357 amino acids. Gene Ontology annotation, biological process: transmembrane transport. Gene Ontology annotation, molecular function: ABC-type transporter activity; ATP hydrolysis activity; ATP binding. The record is from RefSeq and is a predicted model, not a curated record. The transcript is spliced from 2 exons. Lineage: Eukaryota; Fungi; Ascomycota; Eurotiomycetes; Eurotiales; Aspergillaceae.